AUGAAGAGAUUGUUCGCUAAGUAUCGACAAUCUCGAGAUGAAGAUCAUGAAGAGAUGUGUACAACUAAUGCUCUUGUGGUAGCAGCAGUAGCUGAAGCUGAAGCUUCCUCCGGAUCACGACGACGGGGUUCUCAACCGGGGCGUGCACCGAAUGAGGAGAGAUUUAGAGAAUCAAGAGGGAAAAACAUGAUGGAAGAUUACUUUGUGGAGCGUCCAGUUUUCAGUGAAGAGGUAUUCUGGACACGGUAUAGGAUGAGUCACAAUGUUUUCAACCGCAUCUCCAGUGACCUUUGUUGCUAUGACCAGUACUUUGUCUAUAAAUCAGAUGCUUCUAAGAAAGUUGGACUGCUUCCCCAACAGAAGCUGACAUGUUCCUUAAGAAUGCUUGCUUAUGGUGCCGGGGCAGAUCAAUGCGCUGAGUAUUGUCGAAUGGCGAAAUCUACCUCCAUCGAGGCUCUGAAACGAUUUACAAGAGGAAUCGUUAAUCUAUACUCGGCAGAAUACCUCCGGGCUCCUACUCCGGCCGACCUCAGAAGACUUCUCGCCAAAGCUGAGAGAAGAGGUUUUCCUGGGAUAAUUGGAAGCAUCGACUGCAUGCACUGGCAAUGGAAGAAUUGCCCAAUAGGUUGGGCUGGAGAAUACAGCGGUCGAAAACUUGUGCCCACUAUCAUCCUCGAAGCAGUCGCUUCUUAUGACACAUGGAUAUGGCAUGCCUUCUUUGGAAUGCCUAGAUCAUGCAACGACCUCAACGUGCUUGCUAAGUCCCUGUUGUUUGACGAGCUGACUGUUGGUCGAGCCCCUCAAAUCCAAAUUCAAGUGAAUAACAGGAUUCACAAUUUAAGCUGCUAUCUCGCUGAUGGUAUCUAUCCGCAAUGGGCGACUUUCGUGAAAUCAAUUCCAAGGCCUACACGACCCAAGGAUCUGAAGUUUUCUGAGGCUCAAGAGGGGUACAGGAAGGAUGUAGAAAGAUGUUUCGGCAUUUUACAGUAG
This is a messenger RNA of Rosa chinensis, 990 nucleotides long. RefSeq lists its product as uncharacterized. NCBI's taxonomy places the organism in Eukaryota, Viridiplantae, Streptophyta, Magnoliopsida, Rosales, Rosaceae. The record is from RefSeq and is a predicted model, not a curated record. Bases 1 to 990 code for a protein of 329 amino acids. The transcript has a single exon.